Molecule: messenger RNA, 1765 nt
Organism: Exophiala viscosa
Lineage: Eukaryota; Fungi; Ascomycota; Eurotiomycetes; Chaetothyriales; Herpotrichiellaceae
Exons: 4
Coding region: 173-1633 (486 amino acids)
Cellular component (GO): SBF transcription complex; MBF transcription complex
Molecular function (GO): transcription regulator activity; DNA binding
Source: RefSeq, a predicted model, not a curated record
UGUCCCAUAGACCAUCCUGCAGUUUGUGAAUGCCCAAGCUUUGUCUCAACACAAGGACAGAUUGCUGUUUGUUGAACAGAUCAAGCGCGAGACUUGGUUUAGGCGAAUACUUGAGGUCUGCCACUGCCGAACUUAAGAUCUCUCCGGUCACCACGAAGAUCAAGUGCAAAUCAUGGCCGAAAUCCGAUCUCUACUGAACCCAGUGAUGGAUGAUUGCAAUCAUGACAGCAAUGCUGAUAGCAACGACGAUGUUGUUACUCAAAGCAGCCAUACCUCAACCGACACUGCUAGACGGGAACGGGAGCACGGCCACGACAAGCCCAUGCGAAAGAAGCAGAAGGUCUGCAAGGAUGCUGCACUCUUCAAGGCCGACACUAUUCGAGGGGACUGUCGAUACCCACCACAUGAGGAACAGGACGAAAUGCUUGCUGCAAAACAUCAGAUGUACGAAGUCUAUCCCGUGGGCCAGAUUACAGCCUACCCCCGACACAUACCGUACAACAGUGGGAAGAAGUUGUUCUGGGAGAAGACGGGCAGGGAAAGCUUCGAAGUGUUUCAAUAUCAAUUCAAAAUCCCCGGUGAUUCAACCACGUACACCAUGAUAUGGGACUACAACGUUGGACUGGUUCGAACCACGCCGCUGUUCAAGUGCGGAAACUACUCAAAGACGACUCCGGCCAAGAUGCUGGCUCGAAAUAUUGGAUUGAAAGAACUUUGUCACAGCAUCACUGGGGGAGCUCUUGUGGCACAAGGUUAUUGGAUCCCAUAUGAAGCAGCAAAAGCUAUAGCCGCAACCUUCUGCUGGCACAUUCGCUAUGCGUUGACGCCUGUCUUUGGCAUUGACUUUCCAGGCAUCUGCCUUCCUCCUGGCCACAAACAUUUUGGUUCCAUGCAGAUCGAUCCUGAAAUUACUAAGAGAUGUGCUUUGCAAGCUCAACACUAUCGGGAGAUGGAAGGACAGUUAACACCAGCACCGUCAACAGCACCAGGAACACCACCAACCCCAUCUAAGGGAAAGGCUGCCUUAACGUACAAGAGAAUCAUGCCGAAGCCUCCCAAUGCAACCGACUCUGCCAGUGAAUCCUCGGCAGACGUAGGCUAUGAGGACAAAUACCAGCUUUCGUCUCCCUCACCUUCAAUUACUUUCAGCAGUCCUUGGUCCGCAGUCAACUCUCCUCGCUCACCAUCGCCUAAAGUGGCAUUCAGGAACCCGUGGUCCCCAGCAACCACCGCUCGCUCAGACUCUCCUCAGUCUAAUUCACGCAAGAGAGGCCGGCUGGCAGAGCCUCCAAGAUCUCACACAGAGCUUGACCUCCUACCUCCGCCACGAAAGCCGUUGUACCCACUGGUCGAUAUCAUGCCAGCUCAGACUCAGAACUCACUUCCUACUCCUCUCCAGACACCGUGUACCCCCGAGAUAUCUCCAAAAUCAGGUUCGGGGUUUCUCCGCGAUAGCGGCAACUACAAUGCUUGCUCGGGUGAUGACAUGGCACAGCGAGGUGAAAAGAGCAAGGGCGAUGGUUCGGAUGGUUUCACUGCCACACAAGCUGCGUAUACUCUGAUGCAAUUGGGAAUGCGGAAAGAUGAAUUUCAGCGACAGCCGAAGUCACGCAAACGUCGUGCGUCAGCCUGAGAAAUCGAAAAGAUGACAAGGUGGGCUUGCGAGAUGGGGUGUUUUUGAUGGGAAACAGCCAUCUGAGGGCUUCAUAGAAUCUCCCUAAGUUGUGACGAUUGAUAUCACACUCUUGUUGCUUCUCAAUGCGAC